This is a messenger RNA of Oryzias latipes (Japanese medaka), 1860 nucleotides long. RefSeq names its product adenine nucleotide translocase lysine N-methyltransferase. Gene Ontology annotation, molecular function: protein-lysine N-methyltransferase activity. The record is from RefSeq and is a predicted model, not a curated record. Gene Ontology annotation, biological process: positive regulation of proton-transporting ATP synthase activity, rotational mechanism; regulation of mitochondrial ATP synthesis coupled proton transport; peptidyl-lysine trimethylation. Gene Ontology annotation, cellular component: mitochondrion. NCBI's taxonomy places the organism in Eukaryota, Metazoa, Chordata, Actinopteri, Beloniformes, Adrianichthyidae.
CUGAUUGAGUCACGCAGUUGGCGGACAUUUGAUAGGUCGGGCACAAAGUCGAAGGCUGGGAUAUGUUGACGGAUAAGUCAAUCCCUGCUCCGGGAGGCUGAGUGCGCAGACGCAGAGGGGGGCGGGUCAGCAAAGCCAUCACAGAUACUUUCCCAAUGGAGGACUCAAUUGAUCAGAUCCUACAAGAUCACAGUAGCAUCUUUCCAACCAAUAGACCCCAUCCCAUUGUGUCAGCCUGCACAGGGGCGCUGCUUACAGGCGUAUAUGGAGUAUGGAGCCUCUUCGCCAUGCCUGGCUUCCGCAAAAUCCCAUGGAAACUUAAGGUUCCAUAUUUGCCCUCCUGUAAAACUCAAACUCGGAACGUCAUGACAUUGCUUGAAGGACGAAGAGGCCGCUUAGCAGAUUUGGGGUCAGGAGAUGGAAGAUUAGUCUUUGCAGCCUCCUCUGCUGGUUUCCAGUGCACUGGAUUUGAAAUCAACCCUAUUUUGGUGGCAUUUGCACAAAGCAAGGCCUUAUGGAGAGGAGUCCGAGCCAGUCAGGCAGUCUUCCUGAAAAAAGACUUCUGGAAGACAGAUUUGUCUUCUUUCAACAAUGUGACGGCUUUUCUUGCUCCAGGAGUGAUGCAGGUGCUAGGGGAGAAACUGUUGACGGAACUCCCUGACGACGCGCGUGUCAUUGCAUGUCGCUUCCCGUUUCCUAAUUGGCCUCAAAAAAUGUCCAUGGGCUCUGGUCUUAAUGAAGUAUUUGCAUAUGACAUGCGUGCUGUGCGCUUGUUCUUAAAAAGUUCACCCAGCACAGCCUGCAAAUAAGUACCAAUUUCUUCCUAACACUGUCAUUCUGAACUGAACUAAACCAUGCUGUUGCUUACUUUCUUGCUUUAAUGAAACCCUCAUUGUGCUCAUUUAAACAGCCUCAUUGAGUUAUUUUUGGAAAAUAAUUUAAAAAAAACUUUAGAGGAAAAAAAACCUGCUGUGAUUUUUCAUGCCUGGCAAAUCAGUCUGAGCCUCAUCCACAGAGGAAGAAAUGUAUGUCUGCACAAAAUGCAUCUUUGUCAUUCUUAUUAUCACCUAAAAUUAAAUGUUUACUCUAGUGUUUGUGGUACAAUCUAUAAAAACAAAUAUAUAUGUAGUUUUAUCUAUAAAAUAGGAGUUUAUUUUUGGGGUGAAUGUUUUCUUUUUAAUGCUACGUAAUAUAUAAGAACCAAAUUUUUCACUUUUGUGCUCUCAACUAGCAGUAUAGUAUAAAUUUUUUAAAACAGUUUUUAAAUUUAAUGUUUUACCUCAUCUUUUACUUUUUAAAGUUGUGUUUCUUUUUCUUUUUAAUGCCUAUUAAUGGAAUUGUGCAUUAAACUACUUUGGCCCCAAAAUUACUAGAUCAAUUUUAGGAAGAAACACUUGAAUUUACCAAAUUGCCCGUAAGUACGAUUUUUUUUUUUUUUAAUUUAUUUGCACAAAUGCAACAUUUAACAAUUUACCUCUAGAGAAGUAUUCAGUACACACCUUUAAAAGGCUUAGACACCAUGUUUUUCUAGCUUCUAUGAAUCAGAGUGCUUCAAAGUGUGUACUAAGUACUGGUUGCUGGUAGACGCUGUUCAACUUUGAAAAACUAAAAGCAGUCAAAAUGUCCAACAUCAUCUCAGUACGUGGGAAGAGGAAACCGAAUAAAUGAUGCUGUGCAGUACCACUCAAAGGUCACCUGGUGCUUUAUGGUGACUUCACCAGUACUUUUAUGGACUGCACCUCCUUCACCUGCAGAGUGCGCAGUACCACAAAUGCCCGCUUGAGGGGGCUAAAGAUUCAAACUGUGUCCACAAAUAUGAGGACAACCUGUGAAAAAUGCAAAUAAAGCGCAUAUUUUCUC